GCUGGCUGGACGAGAGAGGAGCGGAGCGAGGAGCGCCGUCGACCUCCUCCGUGGCAGUUAGCUCAGUGUUAGUGUGGCGGCGGAGAAAGAAGCACAUCCCGCUAACACCUCCUUCGCUCAACCACCACGUUUUGGAAAAAAGCCGAUGGUUUUGGUUGUCCCGCUCAAAACUUGGUGUUUUUAACUCACGCAUGAAAAGGGAUUAAACAUGGUGUUCGCUCUUAGAGGCGUUGUUGUUUCGUGUAGUUUGGUAUAUCGAGUAGGAUUAAAGUUCUCUUAAGUUGUUUGGUUCGCCAGGAAAUUCAUGGCAGAAUUGAGUUCUCCGUAGGAUUUAAAAAAAUAAAAAAGUGAUUGAAAAGUUUUGGAAAGCUGUAUUUUUGACAGUUGGCCCUGAUAGCCCCCUCUCUUCUUAGCAGAGUUGUCCGACUGAAAACUUUCAAUGAUUAAAGUUCCAUGAUAGGAUAGUUUUAAGAACUUUGUAGAUGUUAUUAACUGGCUUUAUCUUGUUGAGGCUGCUGUCAAUACUUACUUACCGAAAGGGAAAUAAGAGAGAGGAAAUGAUUGAAAGCGCAUUAAAGCAAUACAUUCCAAGAACAACGGUAAAUGAGUGACACUUGAGAUUCAGUUUGGGUCUUAACGUACUCUGUGCUCGUGGGAAGCCGAAGAAGGAUACCACCACACCUUCCCCCUCAAGGUCUUCAGCCUUCAAAGGACGCCGCCAUCUUGGAAAGAGAAGAAGAAGAAGAAGAGGAGGAGAAAGAAGAAGACGAAGAAGAAGAAGAUUGCGCCGACUUGACUCUCCCGGAGCUGGCGGAGGACGGUUCCAAUCUAAAGGCAUGAGAAGAAAAGAGGGUUAAUAUACGUUUCUGUGAAGAUGCCUUUACCUUGCGAGAGAGUUUGACAAGUUCGAGAUGGUGCAUCCUACGAGUCCCUUCACCGACAUCCUCGCUGGAAACGACAAGAUCUAGAGCGUCCUUCCGGUCUCCAUAUGGCACCAGAUACUUCAAGCCCUGUUCGUCUGGAUGGAUGGCUUCGUCGUUCCAAAUUUCCAGCUGAUAACUAACAUGAAAUGGUUUUAGGUUUUGGCCUGGCGUGUGCAUUUGUAGAUUGGCCUUUACCGCGUUCCUCUGGAAAUAUCUAAGAUUGGGAUGUCCUCUGAAAAUCAUUUGUGAUGCCUUUAUGAUUUUGUGACUUUUUAUCCCCGCGUAGGAUAAUCGUAUACAUGAUGGUAUACAUCAGGUUAUUCCCUUUCUUAAUAUUAAAUGGUUUACAUUUACUUUGAAUAUUAAUUGAUGAUAACAUCUUUGCACUGAAGAGAGCAUAUUUAUACCUUCCCGCAAAGGCCAUGGUUUAUCUAUCCUAUUACCUCAGUAUGAACCACAGGACGCCUAUAAGCAAUCCUAGUUUUCCUCAGGCCUACAGAAAACGGAAAACAGCUGUCAAAGUGUGGCUCUGGGUUUGGAUGUGGCUAUGGAUGGGAUCGGAAACGAUGGGCGAGUGUCCAAAAGUGUGCGAGUGCAAGUGGAAGGACGGUAAGGAGACUGUAUCUUGCCCUGAUGCGGAAUUCAUUGAUAUCCCCCGUCGCCUUGACCCAUCAACACAAGUACUAGAUCUCAAGCGAAAUAAUUUGCAAAUUCUUCCACGGGACGCAUUUGUUGACACUGGCCUUGUCAACCUACAGAAAGUGUGGCUCACUCACUGCAAACUCAAACACAUAGAUCGAGGAGCUUUCAACAAGCUCGCAAAUCUCGUCGAGUUGGAUUUGAGCCACAACAUGCUGCGAUCGGUGCCAUCGUCUGCCCUCACCGAUGUCUCUGGUCUGAGAGAUCUCCGCCUUGCCAACAAUAACCUCACAACCCUGCCUGGUGAAGCGUUCACUCCCGUGCCAGACCUUGUCCGGCUCGACAUUUCUGAUAACCAGAUUGAUGAGGUGAAUGAAAAAGCCUUUCGUGGUCUCACGCGCCUUGAAGUACUGAAACUAGCUGGAAAUAGAUUUACAACCCUCCUGUCCAGCGUUGUGCUCCCCCUGGUGGCAAUUCACGAACUUCACUUGGAGGCAAACCCAUGGGACUGUGACUGUGUGUUACGUCCGCUUAGGCAGUGGAUGAUUGAUAGAAACGUUGCAUUUGCAGCUCCACCCAUUUGCUCUUUACCUCCCAGGCUGAAGGGACGCCACUGGCAGAUCUUGACGUUAGAUGAGUUUGUGUGUGAGCCUAAAGUCACAGCAGUUGCACCAAGGGUUCUUGCUGCCCAUGGAGAGAAUGUGACCCUGGCCUGUCGAGUAGAAAAAGAUACAGACGUAAUAGUCACGUGGUUUAUGGGUGAACGUCUCAUCAGAAAUGCUACAGAGUCAAAACGAUAUAAAAUCUUAGAACAAGUAACACCCAACUCCUUAACUCGUGUUUCAAACCUUACUAUAGCUGGGGCUGCUUUGCAAGACCAAGGCACCUAUCGUUGUGUGGUUGAGAACAAGGCAGGUAUUGUUGAAACAAAUCUAACUCUUCAGGUCUCGGAUGAAAUAGCGGAGGUGCGCCUAGUGACAAUGGACCGAGUUUUCGUCACGGGAGGUCUUUUAAGCGCCGUGGUUGUCAUCGUCAUAGUGCUGCUGUUGUUGACGGCCGUUAUCUUUCGUAAGCGGCAGCAGUCUCGCAGACGUGGGCACGAAAUCGACCACAAGAUCGAAACCCCUCAGUCUUCUCAAGGCCAAGGAAGCAAUGCGAGCGAUUCUCAUCCAAAGUUGUCCGAGUACCACAUCGUUCCUACAAACGACAUCGACGAUGCCUCUCCCCUCCCUACACAUUCAGAUAAGUCUUGGAUGCUGAGAGAUGCAUCGGUGGAUGACUUCCCCUCAACAAAGGACAUGGAAAAGUCUGCCCUGUAUGCGGAGGCAGACCAGAGGAGACUGCAGAAGCCAAUUCAGGACCGCAGUGGCCAGCAGCCUUCCCCUAGCACCGUGUCCUACGUCGAAAUUCCCAAGUCGGAAAUGGCGGCGACGCAGGAGACAUUAGAGGACAGACUGCGAUGGAAAGAUCAGUCUUGCGACAGCAAGGACAACCUGCUCCGCCAGGGGUGCAGCCAGGCAGGUUCUCAGCUUUCUAUGGGCAGUGGGGGACCUUACCCUGACUUGCUUGACUUGCCGUAUACCCAGCAACAGUCGCAGUUGCUGCAGGACGAGAGAAGCCAUACCUUACAGCUACUCAAUCCUGCUUACUGCACCAUGCCCAGAAGUCCAAGGGUUGCGUACGAUGGUCGUCCACAUCAAACGUCCGUGACCGCGGAGGAUGUUGGGUUGACCGAAACAUCCUUUAGCAGGCUGACCGGUGACCGUUAUAGGUCAGCCAGCGCCCUCAACUUGGCCCUGAAUGAGGCGUCCCAGAGCAGCAAUAGUAGUAACUACGAUCAUCCGCCCAUUCGUCAUCAGCAUUCCCUCCCCGACACGGCGCCCAUUCUGCAGGCCACGGAGGCCACCCUAAGGAACCUCAUGGCCGCCCGAAGGCCAGACUUUGCUGGCGAAGGUGGCGCCGUUGGAGGCAGCGAUCUGGACGCGACGGACGCGUGUCGAUUCCAGUACCACGCCCAGCAACUGGAGAAGUUCCUGCUCGAAUACAGAAGCCUUCAGGAGCAGCUGUACCGCAUGAAGGAGUCCUAUGAAGCUCAGCACAGAAGGAGCGGGUCUAUGUCGAGGAUAGACACUAUUCCCGAGAGCGACAGUGACAUCGGAGCCAUCGCACUGCCUCCUCGCCAGGACCCCCCGCCUCCCUCCAACACUCCCUACACGCCUCCAGAUCCCGGGUUGCCGCAGGGAGGGCUCUUAGGGCCGACAGAGCCCCUGCGCUCCAUCCUGAAGAAGAGGUACGAGGACGGCGCCCGCGGCCGUCAGGGACCCUACUCUCGAAGUGCCUAUUUUGGGGAUGAACUGGAAAUCCUCCGACCAACUUUCGGGCUGCCCGUCAAAAAGUUCCCCGACCGGGAGUCCUGAGAGAGACCAAUAAAAGGAGGAGACGAAGAAGGGGUAGUAGCAGGAGAGGGAGGAGAUGCCACGAAGAAGAGGGAGAAGAAGAGAGAGCAAACAAUAGGUGGUCAUCCUAACGAAGGGCAGAGACAGAAUACGGAAACUGUCGUCGACAGUGACCCAAAGAUGUGAUUUUUUCCUCCUCACAGCCGUCACGAACCGUCCAUCUCAUAUAGAGGCAAGCCACUGAGGGUUCUGUUUGGCCCGUUUAAUGUACAGUUGUAGAAUUCCGCUGCCCCCUUUUUGGACUCCUUGGGAAAGGAACCAAUCAUCUGGGUGUAAAAAUAAAAAGUAAAAAAAAAAAAAGUAAAUUAAAUUUUCACUCAUUGUCAGUCUGUUCUGCGUGGACAUCCUCUUGAAUCUUUCAUGCGUUUCAUUCUUCCCGGACUCUUUCUUUUUUUCCGCAUACUUGGAAACUGUGAUGAAUGUAGGUCCUAGUUUAAAAAAAAUAAAACUCGAUUCUUUUCCCGUCUUUUGUGAAUAAUCGGUGAUGGUGGACCCCUAUUCAAGAAAACGUAUGAAAACGAGAAAGUAAACAUAAUAAGUCUUCGCUCUGAAAUUUAGGACAAAUGGUGUUAGCACGGAAAAUGAAGAAAGGAAAAAUAAUAACUCGUUGUUCUGCAAUUUAGAGAAAAUGGUGUUCGCACUUUUGUAUAUUUCUAAAUGUGGAUAAAAUGGGAUGAAAGCGAAUCUUUGUUUGUUACAAGCAGCGUUGCGUUGUAACUCCAUUUUCAAGGUUAUUUGAAAAAAAAAUUAAAACAGCUGGAAAAAGAAAAUCACGGAGAUCAAAAAGAAGGUCUCUCUUUGCAUCCUAACUCUAUUUAUAAGAUUAUGGAAAAUUGAAUUUAAAGAGUUAAAAGGUAAAGGAAAACAUUGACGACGUCAAGAAGCUUUCGUAUUGUACUUCCAUGUACGUAAGAUCAGGAAAAAUUAGUUAUAAACCCACCAGUAAAAAAAAAAUAAAGAAAACUUCUCCAGAAAAAAACAUAUUUUUGUGUCAACUGUGAAAUAUAGAAAAAAUAAAGACAGGAAAUCUAGGGAUUAAGAGCAAUUGAACGCAAAGAAAAGCAAUGUAAAGAUACUACGUAUUUAUUUGGUCGGGAAAAUUGAGUCACGUCAAUUUGCCAAAAUUGAUGUUCCUUUGUUUUUUUUUAUGAACUUCAUUUAAUUUGUGAUACAUUUAAGUAUAAUUACAGAGCCUCAGAAAACUUUAACUGAAGAUAUCGCACAAAAAAAUAUCCAAACGGUCCAACUGAUGUUUGUGUUGUUCUGUUGCCUGUCUGAGAGAGAGAGAGAGAGAGAGAGAGAGAGAGAGAGAGAGAGAGAGAGAGAGAGAGAGAGAGAGAGAGUAAGUCCGUUAACUACUCAAAAUAUUUCUGAAAGAUCGGUGUUCUUAAUCUUUAUGUGACCGUGUAGGUGACAGCAAUAUAUUGCCAAGUCGUCCUUUUUCAGUAAAAAUUGUUUGCCAAAGUGCUGAGUUGCAGUUCAUCUUGAUUUUGACGUUGUACAUUUUUUUAUUACGAUCAAAUGUACUUCAUUUAAAUUCUGCUCGAUUUUUUUUUCAGCGUGAUUGACAUGUCAGUACCACAUUGCGAUUAUCUUGACAUAAUUUCCAAAGUUUGUUGGUUCCUGAAUGUAAACUUCAACAGUUACUAACAUAUCUCUUGACAUCAUUUUCUUUUACUUAUCUAACAUUAAUUAUUGGCAUUUACCAGUUUAUACGUCUUCGGCACAACUCAUAUAGCUGUCUUUGUAAACCAGAAUGAGUGUCUUUGACUGUCAAAACCCCAUUGAUUAAGCACUGUGGGUAUGUCAUUUACGCAUAAUAGAUGUUGCUAACUGUAUUCUUGUGGUACACGUUCCGAAAAAAAAGAUAAUUUGUCAGAUAUGGGGCCAAGGAGAUAUAAUCUGUGUUAUGGAAUAACUUAGAAAAACAAACUCCUUAGAAAGACUCCAGUUCUGAAUGCCGUGCAUUCCAGGGAAGUAAGAUGACGAGAAUAAAUAUGCUUUGCACUUGGUGUUUACAUGAAACUGUUCAAUGCUUGUGGAUGUUAUUACUUCUUUCAAUGGAUCUAAGUGAUUCUACCUGGAAUAAACCUGAUUCCCAGCAAUAUCCAUUUCCUUUCACAAAGUGGAGCGUUCUGAGAUUCGCUUACAUAUUUCAAUGAACUAAAGAUUCGCACGUAAGUCUGGAACCCGUGCAGUAAACCAAUGCGGUGUUUGUUUGUUUGUAUGUGUGUGUGUGUGUGUGUGGUAAAUAUUGUUCUGAGUCUGACUGACUUGACAGGUUUGACAGUGCUGUUUCGUGGGCGCUUUUGCCAGCGAAGUUCGCAUAUCGAACGGAAAAUGUAGCAAAUUCAGAUUCACUCGAACACUGACCUUACAUGAGACGUCUUGGAAGAACGCCGGAAUCGUCAUCAUUAUCAUCAUCCCAUCACAGAUAACUGUGGUUUCUAUUUCGUGGUGACCUUGGAAACCUUAAUUAAGAAUUGCUGUUAUGAAAUCUCCACCGAAGCCAUGUAUGCGUGUAUAUAUAUACAUAUAUAUCUAUAUACGAUUCAACACCAUCCUUUAAGUAUGUUAUGAAUGAACUAUACACAUAUACUUCAUAGUUUUGUAUAAUGCAGUGUUAUUUUUAUACAAUAAAGACUGG
This is a messenger RNA of Macrobrachium nipponense, 6665 nucleotides long. RefSeq lists its product as uncharacterized. The coding region runs from base 1346 to 3979 and encodes 877 amino acids. The record is from RefSeq and is a predicted model, not a curated record. Gene Ontology annotation, molecular function: protein binding. Lineage: Eukaryota; Metazoa; Arthropoda; Malacostraca; Decapoda; Palaemonidae. The transcript is spliced from 11 exons.